GUCACUUAUAUGCGCCACAACCUUCACUGUAAUACAUUUUCUCUUUACAGUUAGAUAUAUAAUUAUAGAAUUUCUAGACAUGCAGAGAGCCGCGAAGUGUGCUUGGAGACUGGACCUCAGUCGUGCAUUCUGUCCGUCGAGCGCGAGGAACUGUCGUGAAGUAAACAUAGUAAAUGGCUCAGUGUCGUGCAGAAGAUACAGCAUCCUUCCUCCACCACGUGAUGAAGAAGAGAAAGCCAUGCUGGAUAGUAUGCUGAGGGUUGAUCAUGCAGGAGAGUACGGAGCCAACCGCAUCUACGCUGGCCAGAUGGCAAUUCUUGGAAGAACUCAGACAGGUCCUCUAAUCCAGCACAUGUGGGACCAGGAGAAAAUGCAUUUGGAAAGGUUUAAUGAGAUCCUUGGUGAGCAUCGGGUUCGACCAACAUUAUUGUUGCCAUUAUGGAAUAUUGCCGGGUUUGCAUUAGGGGCCUGUACUGCUCUUCUGGGUAAGGAAGGGGCCAUGGCCUGCACUGUUGCAGUGGAGGAGAGCAUCUCAGAGCACUACAACAGCCAAAUCCGAACGCUAAUGGAGACUGACCCAGAGAGAUACACAGAGUUAUUACAGCUUAUAAAAGAAUUUCGUGAUGAUGAAAUAGAACAUCAUGACACAGGAUUGGAGCAUGAUGCUGAGUCGGUACCCGGAUAUUUGCUUUUGAAAACAGCAAUUCAGGCUGGCUGUAAAGCUGCUAUCUACAUUUCUCAGCGUAUUUAGCGUCAUUUUAAUAAUGCAUGAUGUGUAAAUAUUGUUUUGUUUAUGUCGACCAUGUACUGUAAGCAGUUGAUUUAUAAAGAGCACAUUUUGAAAGAGAUCAUGGCGGUUUAUGCGAUUACGUGAUCUUUAACAUUUGAAACAAUUUUGUAAUUAAAACAAUUGUGUCCGAAAACGUAUUUGCUCCAAAUAAAUGUGUUCACAAAA
Puntigrus tetrazona (Sumatra barb) is the source of this 955-nucleotide messenger RNA. RefSeq names its product coenzyme Q7 homolog, ubiquinone (yeast) (gene coq7). NCBI's taxonomy places the organism in Eukaryota, Metazoa, Chordata, Actinopteri, Cypriniformes, Cyprinidae. The record is from RefSeq and is a predicted model, not a curated record. Gene Ontology annotation, biological process: ubiquinone biosynthetic process; regulation of gene expression; regulation of reactive oxygen species metabolic process. Bases 80 to 751 code for a protein of 223 amino acids. The transcript is spliced from 6 exons. Gene Ontology annotation, molecular function: 3-demethoxyubiquinol 3-hydroxylase activity. Gene Ontology annotation, cellular component: nucleus; mitochondrial inner membrane.